GCAGAAAUGGACGAAGUCCUGGACGAGUCGAUCGUCAAGGCAAAAUAUGUACCGCGCGAAGUACCGGGCUAUUUGAAGGAUUUCCCAGCUGGCGUUGGUUAUUUCCAAAUAUUCGCCGCUUUCUGCACGGGUCUGAGCCUGGCAGCCGACACUGUCGAAAUCUUCGUUGUACCCUACAUACUGCCGAGCGCAGAGGUUGAGCUUUGCAUCGAGGACAACGAGAAGGGAUGGCUCGGAAACAUUACUCUCGUCGGCCUGGCACUGGGUGGAUUAUUUUGGGGCGGCCUGGGCGACAGGCUGGGAAGGCGCAGGUCCCUCCUCUCGGCCAUGUCCGUGCACACUUUGUUCAGCGGUGUCGCAACGUUUAUGCCCACCUACGGCACUUUUAUGACAGCUAGAUUUUGCUCGGCUCUUGGAGUCGGCGGAGCUGUACCACUGGCAUUCGUAUAUCUCGCGGAAUGCUGUCCACGGUUGAGCAGAGGCCGCUGGACGGGAAUACUCGUGGGGGCGUGUGCCCUCGGUGGUGUUUACGCCGCCCUCUUGGCUUGGGCAGUGGUACCCACGACGGGUGAGAUGGUGGUCCUGGAGAAUAAGGAACACUUCAGUGCCUGGCAUCGUUUCUUGUUACUAUGUUGUCUGCCAGCACUGUGCUCCACGAUCGGUCUCAUCUUUCUACCGGAAAGUCCGAGGUAUCUCAUAGAGGCCGGUCGAGAUGUGGAGGCAAUGAUGGUUUAUCAGAGGAUAUAUAAGAAAAAUAAUGCCCGGAAAGGUGCGACAGGUGCUCAGUAUCAACUCUCCGAACUCGAACUACCGACUAAAAGACCUCGUGGCUUGGCGCCGCCGUCUCCUAGCAGUCACACUAGCGUUUUGGCCGACAUAAUAUAUUCGAUCGAAAUGUUCUGGAACUCUUUCUUGGAGUUAUUUGCAACGCCUCACCUACGCGUGACUUUGGUACUGUUAAUUAUCUGGACCGCUGCUUCAUUCAGUCUUUAUGGUCUUAUGGUAUGGUGUCCCGAAUAUCUGAAGCUUUUGCGAGCGAGGGAAUACGCGGCUCAUACCGAACACUAUCAGAACGAGGAGUUUAAUGGUACAACGUUCACUGGUUCUUGGGAAAAUCGUCAGUACAAAGACUCUACAUUUUUGAACUGCAGAUUUACUAAAAUGGUUUUCAAUCAUGUCGAUUUCGACAAUUGUACCUUCCAAUCGGUGAAGUUCAGUAGCAUUAGGUCUAGUAAAACCCACUUUAGAGACAGUGUUAUUGUAUAUUCAAAAUUUGUUGACACAGAUUUAUCAGCCCAAGUUUUCACCAGAUGUAAAUUGAUGAAUAACACGGAGCUGAGUUUACUCGGGUCCUGUCCGACUCUCGAUCUCGAUUAUAACAUUUAUAUCGAAGAGGCGUUGCAUGCUCACCUCGUUGCUCAAUUGGCUUUCGUGCCCGCCGCCACGAUGGCUGGCUUGGCACUUACCGUUCUUCAGCGGCCAAAACUAAUUGGUCUCUCGCUUUUCCUCUCUUCCGUUACCGCGUUAUGUCUGAUAUUAAUUCGCCAAAACAGUUCGGCAGUUCUUGGUUUCGAAGGUGGUUUCACAGCCCUUUUUGCCGUUGGGUGGACAUCAUUGACUUUGGUGACAGUUGAGAGCUUCCCCACACACUUAAGGUGUACCGGUUUUGGGCUCGUAGCGGCAGCUAUUAGAAUAUCAGGUCUGAUAGGAACCACGACAUAUCAGACAUUGGUGGGUACGCCACUAAUCGCGCCCGCACUACUGACUGCGCUGGCACUAUUGAUCGCUAGCGUAAUAACUUUCAAAUUGCCUCAUACUCAUACUGUCUUCUUGUAAACUUUCCAUCAGUAGAAAAGAGUAUCAGCAACACUGACGUAUUAUCUAAAGCUAAAAAUUCGUAUUUGCGUACGAAACUUAUGUGGCACUUUAAUCAUCUGACGAAUGUGAAUUCUCAGAAAGAAUAAUCUCAAAUGCGUCAGAGGCGCAGAGGAGAAGAAGACGGGCGAUUCUUUAUUCUUCAUCCUUAGAAUUUAUUCGAAAAAAAAAAAACGAUGUUCAAAACAUGUCAAUAAUUUAUUGAUCAAAAGGAAAAAAUUUUUUAGAAGAUGAGACUUUGUACAAAGUGACAUAUCCUAAGUAAUAAUGAAAGCACUGUUGUCUCUGGCGGCACAUGCAAAUAUUUGAAGCGCACAGAACGUUCACAGCGACUUUAGCUUGCUAACGAUAGAGAGUAACUUAAAGUUGGAUCAAAGUACUCUUGUAUCCUAUUGGAACGUGAUCGGAUGACGCUAUACGCGAAUAAUUUUGCGAUAGGAUUAAAAUUCAAAGAAAAAUAAUUUCAAGAUCAUGUCUGACACGGACGUUUCCGUGCGCAAGAUAGUCACUCUGAAAUUAACAUAAUUACUUCGCUAUUUUACCUUUGGCGAUCUAACCCGAUAUUUAAACCGUUACGCAAGUAUAUUGAGCAAAGGACACACAUAUGUGCAACUAUUUUAAUAAGGCUUAUGCCAUGAAACGUGUCAAUUUUAAUAGAGGAUGCACAGUCAUCCGUAAUGAUAUAUCGUAUACAUUAAGAAACAUUAAUUAGAGGAGGUGUGUAUCGGCAACGGAGUUUGAUAUCUCUAAUUAUUAUUCCAGACAACGCUUAUAGAACUUACAUAGCUGUUCUUACUUUCGAUCUAUAGAUUAAAUAAUAUCGAUGCAUGACGUGGAACUUGGAAUAUAUUCCAAAAUAUAGUUUGCGGAAGCUACCUAUUCACUCGGAUUUAAUCACGCAGGACACUACACGAAUAUUCGCAUACUGAUGCCGAUUAUGAUACAGCAAAUCAUAUCAUAUGUUUUUGCGCGAGAAGAGAAAUGGUAACGUCACUUCGUGCGCAGGAAACAUUCCUAUGAAGGGAAAGUAAUCGGGCAAUUGUAUGCUCAGUACUUCCGCUUGUUACCGAUUUAUUAGCAUGCACUAGAUCUACUAACUAGACGCUAAUUCGGUAAAUGAGAGAGACAAGGGAAGAGAGACAUGAUUCACGUAAUGUAAACGCUGCCGAAUGAAAUUUCAAUUCCUGUAGAUGAAGACUCUCGAACGAGGAACAAAAAAAAAGAUAGAAAAGCUUCGUAGCUGUAAAAGAGAUUAUCAUCUUCAACAUUAAUCGUCUUCAAGCUUACGAUACGAUCAAUUAUAUAUAUAUCUGAACGUGUGCGUCUGACUUUCUAGUGACAUGUAUAUCAAAAUGUAGAACGUUAUUUUCUACAAGAACCAGGAUCGCACGUCUUGACGUAAAUAUAUAUAAAAUGUAA
Messenger RNA from Wasmannia auropunctata (little fire ant), 3294 nucleotides. Its product is annotated as synaptic vesicle glycoprotein 2B-like. Gene Ontology annotation, cellular component: membrane. Lineage: Eukaryota; Metazoa; Arthropoda; Insecta; Hymenoptera; Formicidae. The record is from RefSeq and is a predicted model, not a curated record. The coding region runs from base 7 to 1836 and encodes 609 amino acids. Gene Ontology annotation, molecular function: transmembrane transporter activity. The transcript is spliced from 11 exons. Gene Ontology annotation, biological process: transmembrane transport.